Molecule: messenger RNA, 225 nt
Organism: Clavispora lusitaniae ATCC 42720
Lineage: Eukaryota; Fungi; Ascomycota; Pichiomycetes; Serinales; Metschnikowiaceae
Product: SNAP receptor
Biological process (GO): vesicle fusion; vesicle-mediated transport
Cellular component (GO): SNARE complex; plasma membrane
Molecular function (GO): syntaxin binding; SNAP receptor activity
Source: RefSeq, a predicted model, not a curated record
AUGAGAGACAACAUCAACAAGGUUGCCGAAAGAGGCGAGCGCUUGGACUCGAUCGAGAACAAAACAGAUAAUCUUGCCAUCAGCGCCCAGGGCUUCCGCCGUGGUGCCAACAGAGUGCGCAAGGACAUGUGGUGGAAAGACAUGAAGAUGCGUUUGUGCAUCAUCUUGGGCAUCAUUAUCGUGUUGAUUGUGAUUAUCGUGCCAAUUGCCGUGCACUUUUCUUAG